Cyprinodon tularosa is the source of this 2324-nucleotide messenger RNA. RefSeq names its product nicotinamide phosphoribosyltransferase 2 (gene nampt2). The record is from RefSeq and is a predicted model, not a curated record. Gene Ontology annotation, molecular function: nicotinamide phosphoribosyltransferase activity. The transcript has 11 exons. Gene Ontology annotation, biological process: NAD+ biosynthetic process. The coding region runs from base 168 to 1649 and encodes 493 amino acids. Lineage: Eukaryota; Metazoa; Chordata; Actinopteri; Cyprinodontiformes; Cyprinodontidae.
CUUCAUGCUCUUAGACGCUCGGACAGCCUGCUGCUGGCCUCUCGGUACACCCUGCCCCCCUGCCCUCCGCCGCUUUCAUUUUUUAUUUUUUUGCUGUAUGGCAUUUUGUGUUUGGAGGAACCGGAGACUGGAGGACAUUUCUGUUCAUUCAUUCCUCAUCAGCAACAAUGGCAGCGCAGGAUUUUAAUUUCUUGCUCGCUACGGAUUCCUACAAGAUUACACACUACAAACAAUACCCUCCCAAUGUCAGCAAAGUUUACUCCUACUUCGAGUGCCGGCGGAAGAUCGGCUCCCAGUUCAAUGAGGUGGUGUUCUUUGGUCUGCAGUAUCUGCUGAAGAAGUAUCUCACAGGCCCGGUCGUCACUGAAGACAAGAUUCAGGAGGCCAAGCUCUUCUACCAGAUGCAUUUCAAACAGGCUGUGUUUGAUGAAGAGGGUUGGAGAAAAAUCUUAGAGAAACACGACGGUCGUCUUCCCAUUCGGAUUAAAGCUUUCCCAGAAGGGAAGAUCAUACCACGGGGAAAUGUACUGUUCACUGUGGAAAACACAGAUCCAGACUUCUACUGGCUCACCAACUACAUUGAGACCAUGCUGGUCCAGAUGUGGUAUCCCAUCACAGUAGCUACGAUAUCCAGAGAGUUCAAGAAGAUCCUGGCCAAACAUCUCAAAGCCACCUCUGGGAGCCUGGAGGGCCUGGACCUGAAACUGCAUGACUUUGGCUACAGAGGAGUCUCAUCUCAGGAGUCGGCCGCAUUGGGUGGAGCCGCUCACCUGGUGAACUUCUGCAGUACAGACACCAUAGCUGGAGUAUUGAUGGCUCAACGGUAUUAUGGCUGUCCAAUGGCUGGCUUCUCCAUUCCAGCAGCUGAACACAGUACCAUCAUAUCUUGGGGAAAGAACAAGGAGAAGGAAGCCUUUGAGAGCAUCCUUGACCAGUUCCUGUCGGGUCCGGUGUCGGUUGUUAGCGACAGCUACGACAUUUUUAACGCCUGUAAACACAUCUGGGGAGACAAGCUAAAGGAGCGAGUCAUGGAGCGCAGCGAAGACUCCUGCCUGGUGAUCCGACCAGAUUCUGGAGACCCAGCAGAGACCUUAAUUGAGGUUAUCAAGAUCUUAGGAGAUUGCUUUGGCUGUAGUCUGAACUCGGUGGGAUACAAAGUUCUACCAUCGUACCUGAGGAUCAUCCAGGGGGAUGGAAUCGACCUCAGCUCCAUGGAUCAGAUUCUUGCUAAACUAAGCGAUGAAGGCUGGAGUGCUGAGAACGUGCUGUUUGGCUGCGGCAGCUCCUUGCUUCAAAAGCUUAACAGAGAUACGCUUAGCUGUGCAUUCAAAUGCAGCUACGUAGAGACCAAUGGCAAAGGGAUGGAUGUGUGGAAGCAGCCAGUGACCGACCCUUCCAAGGGAUCUAAGAGGGGGCGAUUGUCUCUGAGGAGAAACUCAGACGGCUUCCUGGAGACGUUGGAGAGCGGCGCGGGCAAACCUGAGGAGGAUCUUCUGGUGACUGUUUUUGAGAAUGGCAGCCUGGUGCAGGACUACUCUCUGGAGGAGAUCAGGAAGAACGCUUUGCUUCGGGAUGAGGAGCUCAUUCCAAACCUGAACCACCAUGAACACGAGCUGCUGCACAACCACAUCAACGGCAGCAUCCAUUAGAGUGCCAGCGCCAUCGAUGGGCGCCACGGUACUCUACGCACCACGCUGCGUCGGGUCAUUCAGAAAUCACAGAUGAUAUCAUGACGUGUUGAUUAUUUCCUGCCAAGAACCACAAACGACCCACUGCUGCAACCUUCAUGUCUGAGAGCCAAACCCCCCCUCCAUGUACACCUGCUUCCCUCACAGCCAUAAAGUUCAGCCAUGUUUCCGCCGCAGCGUGAAGCUCAGGUUAAAUAUGAGUUAAAGUUCUUCUUCCUUAAAAACACAUUCUUUCCCUGAUGGACACCAGGAAAAGCUGAUGUUUGCCAUCACUGUGACGCUGACGCUCCAGGACGGAUUAUUACAGUUUGAGGGCUCCCCCUAGAGGAAGCUAGUGUAAUUGCAGAAGCCUGACAUGCAAAAUUUAAAUGCAUAGAAAACCCGUUUUAAGAUAUUUUUAAAGUGUUGAUAUUAACGUUGAAUUCUGUUGCACUGUAAAAUAAACAGGUCAACUUCAAAUAUUUUAAAGGUGGUAGUUUUGUGGUUUAAAAGGUUGGGCUUUCUUUAAUAUCAAUAUGUAAUUUAUUGCAGUUGAUUUUUCUUUAUUCAUUUGCUGAAAAGUUUAGUUUGGGAAGAAGGAAUAUGGAAAAAAAAAACAAAACCAAGCCAGAAAACGUGGGAACCACUGAUUCAGAG